AUGUCUGCUGCUCUUCGCCGCCUCCCCGGCCCCUCCAGAGCAUUCGCCUCCCAAGCCCCAACCCACAUCCCCGUCAUCCGGACCCUGCCACAACUGCGGCGAUGGCGCAGAGCUGCCAGGGAGAGGGGCCUCGACGUCGGAGUGGUCCCAACCAUGGGCGCCCUGCAUGAGGGGCAUAUCGACUUGGUCCGAACGUCAUUGUCACAAAACCCCCUGACUGUCAUUACCGUCUUUGUCAACCCUAUGCAGUUUGCCCCGACAGAAGACUUUUCGGCGUAUCCUCGCCAAUUGGAACGCGAUCUCUCCACCCUAAACUCUCUUCUCCCUUCGCCCGGCACACUGGACAACGAGUCGCCUCUGGUGGUAUUCGCUCCCUCACCGGAUGUGAUGUAUCCUUUGAAGGGAGAACUGCAAGAUUUGGAUGCCCACAAGGGUGUCGAAGUCGAUGUGAGUGGGUGGGGCGAGCUGAUGGAGGGAGCUUCGAGGCCCCAAUUCUUCAAGGGUGUCGCCACUGUAUGCACCAAGCUCUUCAACGCUGUGGAGCCUGACCACGCAUACUUUGGACAGAAGGAUAUCCAACAAGCGCUCUUGCUCAAAAUCUUGGUGAACGAUCUUCUUCUAUCCCACCCCACUCCCGAGAAUCUCCACAUCCUGCCCACCACCCGCUCCCCAUCCGGUCUCGCCCUUUCUUCCCGGAACGCGUACCUUUCUCCAUCCGAGCUAUCCGCGGCCCCCAUCCUAUUCUCCGCCCUAUCCGAGGGGCAGGCUUCUUACGAAGAAGCGCAAAGGGCAAAGAACAAUGAGUUGACGGGGGAAGACAUUAUCUCUGCUGCCACUGGUAUACUCCUGGCAGAGCAGAGCAGGCUGUUGCAGGCCUCUUCGGUGUCCAAGGAGGCUGGUGUGGAGACGAGGCUAGAUUAUGUAGAGUUGUUUGAUAGGACUACUUUUGAGCCCGUGAGGGGCCCGGUCGGAGAUAAAGAGAUGGUGCUCGCCGGGGCGCUCUGGGUGGGAAAGACGAGGUUGAUUGAUAAUGUUCUUCUGGGCUGGAAAUGCUCGUGA
This is a messenger RNA of Cryptococcus wingfieldii CBS 7118, 1059 nucleotides long. Its product is annotated as pantoate-beta-alanine ligase. The record is from RefSeq and is a predicted model, not a curated record. NCBI's taxonomy places the organism in Eukaryota, Fungi, Basidiomycota, Tremellomycetes, Tremellales, Cryptococcaceae. The coding region runs from base 1 to 1059 and encodes 352 amino acids. Gene Ontology annotation, molecular function: pantoate-beta-alanine ligase activity. The transcript has 7 exons. Gene Ontology annotation, biological process: pantothenate biosynthetic process.